Orcinus orca (killer whale) is the source of this 2509-nucleotide messenger RNA. It is a transcript of the gene CCDC9, whose product is annotated as coiled-coil domain containing 9. Bases 474 to 2387 code for a protein of 637 amino acids. The record is from RefSeq and is a predicted model, not a curated record. The transcript has 16 exons. NCBI's taxonomy places the organism in Eukaryota, Metazoa, Chordata, Mammalia, Artiodactyla, Delphinidae.
CCUGUAGGCGGAAUCUUUGUGGGAGUGCGGGAAGGCAGCGGCACCUUUCUUAGGAUGCUGCGGGUGGAGCUAGAACAUUCCUGAGUGUAGGGGCAGCAAAUAGGAGUGGGGUUCGAACUGUAUUGACUGUGGGGUUAUAAGACGUUUGUGAAACUCCUGGGAAAGAGGCAUAUGUAGACUGCUAACGGGGAUGUGGGCGGCGCCGGAAUGGGCACAGGGAGUUGGGCCUAGAACUUUCUUGUGCAGGUUGGGGCAGAGGCCCUACCUAAGCUCUCCUGGGAUAGAGGCCCUGGUUUAAACUCCCAGCACAGAGGUGUGGAGACUGACCUAGAAUUUCCGUUUUGAAGGGAGCAGUAUGGGAUGUUUUCCUAAGUGGUGGGGCGGGACCAGAACUUUUCCAAGGAACCCCGAGUGCUGUGUCCAGAUUCUGCAGGGAAGGUUUGCUGGGACCCUGGUCCCAUCCUGCCAGCGGAAUGUCGGCCACACUGGAUCUGAAAUCGAAGGAGGAGAAGGAUGCUGAGCUAGAUAAGAGGAUCGAGGCUCUUCGGCGGAAGAAUGAGGCCCUCAUCCGGCGCUACCAGGAGAUUGAGGAGGACCGUAAAAAAGCUGAACUCGAGGGAGUAGCGGUGACAGCUCCCCGGAAGGGCCGCUCAGUGGAGAAGGAGAAUGUGGCAAUGGAAAUGGAGAAGAACCUGGGUCCCUCCCGGAGGUCUCCUGGGACCCCUCGGCCCCCAGGGGCCAGCAAGGGAGGCCGGAUCCCCCUUCAGCAUGGAGGCCGGGCAGGCAUGGGCCGGGCAGGCAUGGGCCGGUCAUCCCGCAGCUGGGAAGACAGUCCCGGGGAGCAGCCUCGAGGAGGAGCUGGGGGCCGCGGCCGGAGGGGUCGGGCCAGGGGGUCCCCUCAUCUCUCUGGAACUGGAGAUGCCUCAACUGCCGACCGCAAAUCCAAGGAGUGGGAGGAGCGGCGCAAGCAGAACAUUGAGAAGAUGAAUGAAGAGAUGGAGAAGAUUGCAGAGUACGAGCGCAACCAGCGGGAAGGCGUGCUGGAGCCCAACCCAGUGCGGAACUUCCUGGACGACCCCCGGCGACGCAGCGGGCCCCUGGAGGAGCCUGAGCGGGACCGUCGGGAAGGCAGCCGCCGGCACGGGCGCAACUGGGGGGGCCCCGACUUCGAGCGGGUGCGUUGCGGCCUCGAGCAGGAGCGGCAGGGCCGCCGGGCCGGCCUGGGUGGCGCUGGGGACAUGACGCUCUCCAUGACGGGCCGAGAGCGGUCCGAGUACCUGCGCUGGAAGCAGGAGCGGGAGAAGAUCGACCAGGAGCGGCUGCAGCGGCACCGCAAGCCCACCGGCCAGUGGCGGAGGGAGUGGGAUGCUGAGAAGACUGAUGGCAUGAAACAUCCCGUUAGUCAAACUGAAAGCAGAGGCAUCAUCCACAGGAGCACUGACUUCCACAGCGAAGACAGAGAGGUUCUGGAAGAGCCGCCAACGGCAGUCUUAAGGUUCAAGGAUGGCCCAGCCGUGGCCCUGGAACCAUCCCACCGCUAUGAUGACCAGGCCUGGGCCCGGCCUCCCAAGCCCCCCACUUUCAGGGAAUUCCUGUCCCAGCACAAAACUGAGGUCAGCCGUAGAAAGAGGAAGAGCGGCCGACCUCAGGCCAAGGCAGCCCCCCGUGCCUACAGUGACCACGAUGACCGCUGGGAGACGCAGGAGGCAGUGUCCGCAGCCCCUGAGCCCACACAGCCCUCUACCCCUGAGGAGGCGCCCAUGCAGCCGCCCGAGAGCCCGGCCCCUGCCCAUCAGCCUCCCGAGGACGAGGACGAGGGUGAGGAGGGCGAGGGCCAGGAGGGCGAGGGUGAUGACGGGGAGGCCGAGGAGUGGGAAGACAUGAGUGAGGAUGCGGAGGAGGAAGAGGUCGAGGAAGAAGAAGAGGCUGAUGAGGAGGGAGAAGAACCAGCCCGGGACCACCGGCCCCACGAGCCUGAGCCCAGCGGGAGCCCCAGUGGGAGCCCCAGCGGAAGCCCCAGCGGGAGCCCCAGCAGGAGCCCCAGCGGGGAACGUGGCGACGAAGAGCCCGCCAGGCCGGAGGAGCCCCUGCCACUCCCCCAGGCCCCUGCCACACCUUCCAGCCCCUUCUCGCCCACCGGGGGCCACCAGCCUGUGUCCGACUGGGGUGAAGAGAUGGAGCUGAAUUCUCCCCGGACCGCCCAUCCGGCUGACGCCCUCUCUCCGGGAGGUGACCAGCCAGCCCCUGCCUCCUUGAAGAGUGGGCCCAGCCUCCCAAGAACCCAGAAAGCUGAAGAGGAGGGGUCUGAGACAGCUCCAGAGGCGGACCCUGAGGGCCAGGAGACGGCGGAGAUCACCGACUUCCAGAGGGCCUCCCCGAAUUCCUGAAGACGCUGCUGGGAGGGGACUGAAGCUUCCCCGCCUUGAUGGGGAGGGGGAGGCAGGAGGGGCUUAGUCUGGAUCUCCGGGCUGUGCUCUCUCGUCCCCGGAGCCCACUCUGGACCCCAUGG